Molecule: messenger RNA, 1809 nt
Organism: Hirsutella rhossiliensis
Lineage: Eukaryota; Fungi; Ascomycota; Sordariomycetes; Hypocreales; Ophiocordycipitaceae
Product: WD domain, g-beta repeat domain-containing protein
Exons: 4
Coding region: 1-1809 (602 amino acids)
Biological process (GO): proteasome-mediated ubiquitin-dependent protein catabolic process
Cellular component (GO): GID complex
Molecular function (GO): protein binding
Source: RefSeq, a predicted model, not a curated record
AUGUUGCCCGACGGCGACGCGCCCGGCCAUUCAAACGGCCAUGCGAUGACCAGGUCAAACGGCUCCAACUUGCUAGCAAGUCAGCACACGGCCAUGUCAGGCGUCACAAAUGGCACGCACAAGGCCGCCCCGUCCACCAACGGCUCUUCCCUGGGGGACAAGGCCAACCCGACGCCGGCCGUCCAGCAGCCUUUGUCUUACUUUGGGCACUGCCCGGAGGAGGUUACGCGAUUAUUGAUCCAGGCCCUGUCGGACAUGGGCUAUCGAGCGGCAGCGGAAAUGGUCAGCCGGGACAGCGGGUUCAAUCUCGAGAGCCCCACGGUGGCUGCAUUUCGGUCCGCCGUCCUUGACGGCCUCUGGGCCGAGGCUGAGAAGUUGCUGGCCGGCGCUGCCAUUUCGGAGGGACGCGGAGGCGGGGGGAACGGGCUGGUUCUUGCCGCAGGCUCGGACCGCAACGUCAUGAAGUUUUGGCUACGACAACAAAAGUUCCUCGAGCUCCUAGAGCAAAGGGAUACGAGUCGCGCGCUCGUGGUGUUGCGAGGAGAGCUGACGCCCUUGUAUCAAGACACGAGCAAGCUCCAUUUCCUAUCCAGUCUGCUCAUGUGUCGCACCGUCGAGGACCUCAUGGCAAAAGCCAACUGGGACGGAGCACGCGGUCAGUCUCGCAAACGGCUUCUAUCCGAGCUUUCUCGGUGCAUAUCGCCCUCGGUCAUGCUACCGGAACAUCGCCUCGCCGUCCUUCUCGAGCAAGUAAAGCAGACACAGGUCGACACGUGCCUAUACCACACUGCGGCUUCGUCGCCGUCCCUCUAUUCCGACCACAACUGCGACAGACGCAACUUCCCAGCGGAGAAAGCCCUCGAGCUCAACGACUUGGGUGGCGAGGUCUGGCAGGUGCAGUUUUCGAAUGAUGGAUCUAAAAUUGCCGCCUGCGGGAGCCGGGAGAGUGUAAUGAUCUGGGACACCAAGACUUUCACGUUGCUCCACGAGCUCACAGAGCAUGAGCAUGGCGUUGGAAACCUUGCCUGGAGUCCUGACGACAGAUUGAUUGUCACAUGCUCGCAAGACAAGUAUGCGCGGCUUUGGGACGCAGCAACAGGUUCCCUCAUCAAGAAGACUAGGCGGUUUGACGAACCCGUCAGCGGGUGCGUCUGGGCCGGGGACGGCGCAUCGUUUGUUCUCGGGACUCUGGACAAGAACCACAGUCUCUGCAGCUUCAACGUGCACGACGAAGGAUGUAUCGAGUGGGAAAAGAAGCACCGCGUGCAGGAUCUCUGUGGGUCUCCGGAUGGGCGAUGGCUCGCGGCCGUCGAUGACAGCUCCAACAUUCACGUCUACAACGGCUUGACGAGAGAGCUCGAGUACCACAUGGACAUGGGGGGGCGCCCAACGUCUGUGAGCGUCAGCAAAGACUCGCGUCAUCUGCUUGUGAACAAGAAGGACGGUGAAGUGCAUCUCAUCGACCUGAUGACAAGGAACCCGAUUCACAAGCUCCUGGGGCACAAGGGAGGCAAGUUUCUAAUCCGGAGCUCGUUUGGGGGCGCCAACGAGAGCUUCGUGGCCAGCGGAAGUGAGGACGGCAGUGUUCUCAUCUGGCACAAGAACACGGGCGCCGCCGUGGAAAGAAUGCACGGGCACAUGCCGCGAUGCAACGCCGUGUGCUGGAACCCAACCGACCCCUGCAUGCUGGCCUCGUGCGGAGACGACGGUCUCGUCAAGGUCUGGACAAACAAGUUGGGGAUGGCUGAGCUGCGUGCUCGACACCCCAAGUCUUCCAACGGGUGGCGAAGCUCCGCAGACAACGUGUAG